UGCAUUUUGGGGCGGCACGGAGAGGCCGAGCCUCCCGUCCAAUGGGCGGCGGAGGAGGCCUCCGCAACGGGCCAAUCGGGACGGUGCGGAGAUGGUGACCAAUCAGCAGACGCCGCUGCCGGCUUUAUAAACUUCACAUAGGCAUUUGGAGGCUAUACUCCGACUGUGAAAGAAGGAAGCUAGCUAGCGCCAUGGCCAGAACCAAGCAAACCGCUCGCAAAUCCACCGGUGGCAAAGCACCCAGGAAGCAGCUCGCCACCAAGGCUGCGCGCAAGAGCGCCCCGGCCACCGGCGGCGUGAAGAAGCCUCACCGUUACAGGCCCGGCACCGUGGCUCUUAGAGAGAUCCGUCGUUACCAGAAGUCCACUGAGCUGCUGAUCCGCAAACUGCCUUUCCAGCGCCUGGUGCGAGAAAUUGCCCAGGACUUUAAGACCGACCUGCGCUUCCAGAGUUCCGCAGUGAUGGCCCUGCAGGAGGCAAGCGAGGCUUACCUGGUCGGCCUGUUCGAGGACACCAACCUGUGCGCCAUCCACGCCAAGAGGGUGACCAUCAUGCCCAAGGACAUCCAGCUGGCCCGUCGUAUUCGCGGAGAGCGCGCAUAAACGAUGACCUGAUCUCCAAAAUCCCCCAAAGGCUCUUUUAAGAGCCACCUCCAUAUUUCAGUCAAAAAGGCACAAUUGUUCCAUUAGUACACGCCCCUUUCCCACCGUGUAUGUUGUAGACGAACACGUCGCGUUCCCUGCUCUCGAGUCCCUACAGACCGUGGUUCGAUUCCAGGCUGUAUCACCACCGGCCGUGAUUGUAAAUCAGAGUUGAUUCGUUUCAAUAACGCUCUCUUUCUUAUAUGUAAUUAGAUGUAUGCCUAGAGUAGAAGAGGGGAAAAUAGAGUAGCAGUAAUGAGUGAUAGUAAUGAUAUAGGGCAAAAAGUGGGCAAAAUUGUCACUAUGUAGCUAAGAACAACUGACUUUGAAAGUCCCAUGUUGCAGUGCCGCUGCUGAGAGGGAAAAUUUUCCCGU
Molecule: messenger RNA, 1016 nt
Organism: Oncorhynchus masou masou (cherry salmon)
Lineage: Eukaryota; Metazoa; Chordata; Actinopteri; Salmoniformes; Salmonidae
Product: histone H3
Exons: 1
Coding region: 192-602 (136 amino acids)
Cellular component (GO): nucleosome
Molecular function (GO): DNA binding; structural constituent of chromatin; protein heterodimerization activity
Source: RefSeq, a predicted model, not a curated record